Messenger RNA from Chrysemys picta bellii (western painted turtle), 3856 nucleotides. RefSeq names its product arginine vasopressin receptor 1B (gene AVPR1B). The record is from RefSeq and is a predicted model, not a curated record. Lineage: Eukaryota; Metazoa; Chordata; Testudines; Emydidae. Gene Ontology annotation, molecular function: vasopressin receptor activity; peptide binding. Gene Ontology annotation, biological process: G protein-coupled receptor signaling pathway; positive regulation of vasoconstriction; cellular response to hormone stimulus. Gene Ontology annotation, cellular component: plasma membrane.
GCACUACAGCACCUAAACAGAGACCAGACAUUUUAACACCAGAAACCUGGCUUCUUUCAAGUUACCCUCUGGAUGAAAAAUCCAAUAGAUGGAGCAUCUCUAAGGUGCUUCUUAUUUAUUUUUAUUGCAUUUUUAAAAAACAAGAAAGUAAGUUUUUUUUUCUUUCUGAAACUUAACGACAGGGGAGAAGGGGGUAGGGGGGAUUUGGGAGCUGACCAGCCCGGGCUGAAAGAAGAUUUGGAGUUGGCUAAUGCAAGAGGGAGAAGAGGGAUUUAGGAGCUUUCCAGGGGGAUAUUGCAUCAAAUUACCCAAGAAGAAGGUUUGAAAUUGACCUGCCUAACAGGAGAGGAGAUUUGCCAUCAGUUAGUUGAGGACUUGUCUGAAACCGAGAGAGAGAGAGAGAGAGAGAGAGAGAGAGUACUCACUCAGGGGUGGGGAAAGCAACAGGGGAAAUGCCCAGCUCCAGGAUCUGGGGGUGAGGAAAUGGAACCGCUCCAGCUCAGCUCGCUAGAGGGAUUCAUUUUAAACACGCCACUUUGAAAAAGAAGUUUGCUGGUUCCACGGUUGUCUCCAGCCCCAGCAGCUCUCUUCCCCCCUUGCCAGCCUCCCGCCGCCUCCCGCCCAGCUCUCCCAGCAAUGGAGCCGGAUUGGGAAAGGAACAGCACUCCCUGCAGCGACCCUGGGGACGUCCUGACCCAGGUGGGGGAUCUCAACUGGACUCUCUUCCACACCCGGGAUGAGGAGCUAGCCCGGGCCGAGAUUGGGGUGCUGGCCACCAUCCUGGCAGUUGCCGCCGUGGGCAACCUGGGGGUGCUGCUGGCCAUGUACCGGCUGAGGAAGAAGAUGAGCAGGAUGCACCUCUUCAUCCUGCACUUGGGGCUGACCGACCUGGGGGUGGCGCUUUUCCAGGUGCUGCCCCAGAUGAUCUGGGAGGUGACCUACCGCUUCCUGGGGCCCGACCUGCUCUGCAGGGCCGUCAAGUACCUGCAGGUGCUAAGCAUGUUCGCCUCCACCUACAUGCUCAUCAUGAUGACUCUGGACCGCUACAUGGCCGUGUGCCAUCCGCUGCGCACUCUGCAACAGCCAGGCAGGCAGGCCUACCUGAUGAUCGGGGCCACCUGGGUGUUCAGUGGCCUGCUCAGCCUGCCCCAGGUCUUCAUCUUCUCAUUGCAGGAGGUGCACCAGGGCUCCGGGGUGCUGGACUGCUGGGCUGACUUCAGAUACCCCUGGGGCGCCAGGGCGUACAUCACCUGGACCACGUUGUGUGUCUUCGUCCUGCCCGUGGUCAUCCUCACCAUCUGCUACAGCCUCAUCUGCCACGAGAUCUGCAAGAACCUCCGGGGCAAGACGCAGAGCGGAGCAGAGAUGGGAGCGGGGUGCCCCUGCAGCCAGGCCUCCCGGGUGAGCAGCGUGCGCACCAUCUCCAGGGCCAAGAUCCGCACGGUGAAGAUGACCUUUGUCAUCGUGCUGGCCUAUGUCGCCUGCUGGGCGCCCUUCUUCAGCGUGCAGAUGUGGUCGGUGUGGGACGAGAACGCCCCCGAUGACGAGUCCACCAACGUGGCAUUCACCAUCACCAUGCUGCUGGCCAGCCUCAGCAGCUGCUGCAACCCCUGGAUUUACAUGUUCUUCAGUGGGCACCUCCUGCACGACAUCCUGUGGUACGUCUCCUGCUGCGGGAGCUUCCGGCCUGGCCUCAAGAGGCAAAACUCCAACGGGAGCCUCUGCAGCAGGAAAACCACCAUCCUGACUCAGAGCCACCAAACCGACACCCCUGGGAUCCAGCUGCAGCAGGGGGACUUGAAAGAUUUCUACCAGUCCUACGAGGACACGGUGACGGAGUCAGGUGUGCUCUAGAACCGCGGCUCGCGCCAGCCGCCAUUGCAGGAUGCACACCUCUGUGCCGUCAGGCGAUCCGCGCUGCUUGCCUGUCACUCAGAACUUUGAAUGGACGUGGGACUAGAGGACACACAUGAUGCCUCCUGGGUGGGGUGGAGGACCGGGGAAGGGCAGUCUCUGUGCAUCAGGCAGAAUUUUAUUCUGCAGGAACCUGUGUGUUUAACCCGGCAAGCACCACAGUGUCUCUCUUGUCCUUAUGUGCUUUGCUACUGUGCAGAAGCAGCAUCUCUUUCACUCUCUUUCCCAUGCACAAAGGAAAUCAGGUCUGGUCCCCCUUCCACCUGCCCUUGAAACACCAGGAGAAGCAGUCUAGUGAAAAGAUAUGGUCAGUGUGCCUCUGAAAUAACAGGGCUCCCCCUCCCCACCUUCACGGCUGUUCUCCCUAGAAGUGGGUAUACCAACAAGCAUCACUGAAGCUUUUACAGGGCCUUACUGAAGCAAAGCUUCCAUUGAAGUCUUGGGGGCCUGAUUCUCACUGACACCGAUGUCUGGCAGGAGUCAGCCCACUGAUGUCAAUGGGGUUCCCCCCGCGGACAGUGAGAGGCGAAUUAGGCCUAUAGACUACCAUGGACGCUUUGUCUGAGUAAAGCAGCAUUUGGUGCACUGCUCUGAAGGGUCCCUGACACAGAGGUGUACAUUCGCAGAUCAGUGCAGGAACAUAUUACAAACCAGCCCCCUGCCCUGAGGGCAUGGCAGUCUGACGCUGGGAGGGGCCACAGUUCAGAUCCACGUGGGUGGGCCCAUAUGCCUGCUCAGAUCUGAGUGCAGGAUCAAUUCAAGGCAACAAGUCUAUUCUUGCGCCAUUCAAUUCAACAGCCAGACGCCCCUUUGCUAUAAUAGGAGCAGGAGCAGGCUCUCAGGGCCAAGCCCUGCUGUCAUUUACACUACUGUCAAUCCAGAGUAACUCGCCGGGUGUCCAUGGGAUGGUUCCACGUUUCUUUUAAAUAAGAUGUCAAAUAAAGUUGCUGUAAAGUGACCGGCGCUAUUAGCAAGAGGCAGCUCAGCUAAGCCUGCCUGAAAGUUCAUUAAAAAUAAUUACACAGCCUAUGGACAUGGUUCGCUCAGAGAGAAGAAAAUUCAGCUCCCCCAGGUCAAAAUGUACCUUUUACAAUGUGUUAGCCGCUCACUCUGUUAAUAGCUGUGUGCGACGCUGCCCUCUGCUGCAAUGCAGGUGUAAAGAGUUCCCUCUGCAGACUAACUCCCUUGAGGUCACUGGAGUUUUAUUAAUUAUUGUUAUUUAUAUUAUGGGAGCACCCAGGAACCCCAGCCAUGGACCAGGACCACUUUGUGCUAGGCGCUGUACAAACACAGAACAAGAAGACAGGCCCUGCCCCACAGCACUUUAUCUACUGCUGUAAAAACAUUGUAAGCGAGCAGGGAGUCAAGCGAAGCGUUUAGGAGCCUGAUUCACUGUUACUUUGCCCCUUGUGCAGCCAUUUACCCCCGUGUAAAGGGUGUGUAAAAUGCCAUCAGAUCAGAAUGGUGGCAUUUCACAGUGACACUGCACUGGUAUGAAUGACGGCACAAGAGGCAGGAUAAUAGAGAAUCAGGCCUGGUGAGUUCUCUCCCUGUGCACGCUCUUCUGGUGAGUUUGUUCUUUGUAUGUAAUUGAUGGCUGCAGAGUUUUAUCGCCUGGCACCUAAUUUGGCUGGAACCCUGGAUGUCUGUAUCAGGGGUCUGCAAAGCACAGGGGUGUAUGUGUGCCAUCUAUUGAUGGGUUGUUUUAGGGCAGAUCCCAUCGACAGCCCUCCUUGCUUUUUUUUUUUGUACCGUUCCACAAGCUCAAAGCAAAUGGCAGUUUUGCUGUGGUCAAGUAGCUGAUGCCCAGAUCUUAGGUAAUCUUCAUUAUCCCUUUAAAUUCUGUAAAUCCAUUUCUCCUGGUUUUUAGCAACAUUAGGCACCUUUCAGGGAUGGUGUAGAUAAUACUUAGUCCUGCCUUGAGUGCAGGGGACUGGAUUAG